Molecule: messenger RNA, 3903 nt
Organism: Fusarium keratoplasticum
Lineage: Eukaryota; Fungi; Ascomycota; Sordariomycetes; Hypocreales; Nectriaceae
Exons: 4
Coding region: 1-3903 (1300 amino acids)
Source: RefSeq, a predicted model, not a curated record
AUGAAGAUGAGAACGUCCCUCUUUUGUGCCCUUCAGGGCCUCGGGGUCGUAGCCCACGAAUCCCUUGCCUACUUCAAAGCUGAUCACUCCAAGGGAGGCCACCGGUAUCUCGACGGAUGUGGAAAGGCUGGCAAGGGUAGUUGGGUUCCCGACCCAGCGACCUUUGUCUUACCGCAGAACGAUUUCAAACCCAGUGACCACUGGGGUCUCUGUGCUGACGGACACGACUGCGCCCCUCACGAGGCGACGGGCAAGGUCUACUUCGACUUCCAGGACGAUGGAUUAGUCUUCAACUUUGAGGGCAUCGAUCACUACAAGUACGAAGACGUCAGCAUCUACGUCGAGCGAGCCCGCCCCCCGCAUGCUCACUCGACCAAGUACAACAAGGACAGCGACCACUGCAAGGCCAAGAACAACUACAAGGAGGUCAAGUGCCAUAUCCCAUACUUCUCUCUGACCGAUGGCGGUUCCUACGACAAGAUGUGCCCCCUCAAGGGUGAGGGUGGCUGGCGCUUCUACAUCAGGAUCAAGGCUACGAUUGUUCACGGCGAUAAGCGAUAUGAGCUUUACAACCGCGAGUCCACCAACGGCGAAAAGUACUUUGCUCUCAGCUACACCUGUGCCAAGUGCAAGCACCACAAGCACGAUCCUAAGAUCGAGCUGAUCAACGCUGCCACCCGCCGCGAUGAGGGCUCCGAGCAUAAGCACCAUGAGUAUAAGCACCAUGACGGCCACCACGAUGGGAGCACCAUGAUCACAAGGAGCACCACCACAAGCAGCAUCAUGAUCAUAAGGAGCACCACGGCCACAAGCAUGGACAUUAUCACAAGGAGCACCAUCACCACAAAGAGCAUCACGACCACAAGCACGGCCACGAUCACAAGGAGCGCCAUGGACACAAACACCAUCAUGAGGAGCAUCACCACCACAAGGAGCAUCAUGAUCACAAGCAUGGUCACGGCCAUCAUCACGGUCACAAGCACAAGGAGAUCCACCAUGCCGAGCAUCAUCAUGAGCACCACCACAAGCACCAUCAUGAUCAUGGCCACCGCCAUUCUCAUGGCCACAAGCACGGUCACGGUCAUCACCACGGUCAUCAUCACGGUCAUCACCAUGGCCAUGUCCACGAUCAUAAGGAGCACCACGGCCACCAUCACGGCCACCACCAUGGUCAUCAUCACGGACAUCACCACGGCCAUCACCACGGUCAUGAGCAUCACAACAAGCAUCAUCACGGCCACCAUCACGGUCACGAUCAUGGUCAUCACCACGGUCACAAGCAUGGUCACGAUCAUGGUCAUCACCAUGGCCAUCAUCACGGCCAUAAGCACGGCCAUCAUCACGGCCAUCAUCACGGUCAUGGGCAUCACCACGGUCAUCUGCACGGCCACGGUCACGAGCAUCACCACGGCCACCUUCACGGACAUAGCCACGGUCAUGAGCAUCAUCACGGUCAUCAUCACGGCCACCACCAUGGCCACCACCACGGUCAUCAUCACCUGGGUCAUCACGACCACCAUGACAGCCAUCAUCAUGGUCACUCCCAUCAUGCCCGCGGCCUGGAAAAUGGUCACAAGCAUAAACACCACGGACAUCAUAACCACGAUGAGCACCAUAAGCAUCGCCAUCACGAGCUCCACGGCCACCGCCACGGUCACGGACACCGUCACGGCCAUCUUCACAAUGAGCUCCACGGCCAUCGCCACGGACAUCACCACGGCCACCACCACAACGAGCACCACAGGCACGGCCACGGACACCGUCACGGUCAUCACCACGAUGAGCUCCAUAGGCACCGCCAUGGACACCACCACGGCCAUCAUCACGAGGAGCAUCACAGGCAUCACAACCACCAUAACCACCGCCACGGCCAUCAUCACGGCCACCACCACGAGCAUGAUCAUGACCACCAUCACAGGCACCGCCAUACUCACUCUGAGUAUCAUCACCACGGCCACCACCACGGCCACCACCAUGGCCACCACCAUGGUCAUCACCACGGUCACCACCACGGUCAUCAUCACGGACAUCAUCACGGGCAUCAUCACGGACAUCACGGCCACCACUUUGGUCAUCAUCAUCAUGAAGCCCCACUACGAUGUCGUAUACAACGAGCGUGUUGAGAACAUCAAGGCUACUGCUAGCAAGGUGACCCUGGAUAAGCUCUUCAAGGGUGACAAUAAGCAUCACCACGACCACCACGACAAGCAUCACGGCCACGUCCACCACGAUCAUCAUGGCAAGCACCACGAGCAUCACGGCAAGCACUACGAGCAUCACGGUAAGCAUCAUGAGCACGGCAAGCACCACGAACACCAUGGCAAGCAUCACUACAACAAACACCACGGCCACCACCACCACGACACCACCAAGAUCGAGGACCUUGACAACGCUGCCAGCAAGUUGCUGAAGCUUUUCCGGGGAGAGCACAAGCACCACCAUGGCCACCAUGAUCACCACAAGCAUCACCGCCACCAGGCUCACCACAACAAGCACCACAACAAGCAUUACGACCACCAUGACCAUAAGCACCACGGCCACCACAUCGAACAUGCUCACCUCGCUGAUCUGGCUAACCGCCAUCACGGUCAUCACGAUCAUCACGGUAAGCAUCACGAGCAUCACGGCCACCACGGUUAUCAUCACGAUCACCACGGUCAUCACGAUCAUCACAAGCACCAUAACCACCACGCUCAUCAUUAUGGUCACUACGAUCAUCAUGGUAAGCAUCAUGAGCAUCACGGUCAUCACGGCCACCACGAGCAUGGUCAUCACGGUCAUCACUAUGGUCACCACAGCAAGCGCAACACUCUUCGCAACGCUCUCAAGGCUAACGCCAACGAGCUCGCCGGUGUCACCAGCGUCAACGACCCCAAGCUUGACAGGUAUGUCCAGAGGGCUGAGGAGGCCGUUGGUCAGACCAUCAGGAAGGCUGUCGAUGAGCUUGACGACCCCAGCGAUGCCAGGGUUGACAAGUACGUUGAGAAGGCCGAGGCUGCUGUCGGUAACAGCAUCAGGAAGGCCGUCGUUGAUAUCUUCAGUGACCCCAAGAAGGUCAAGGCUGCUCUGACUGCUGCCUCUGCCCAGGCUGCCGAUCCCGUUGUUGUUGACCUCAAUGACGUCGCCGCUGGAACCAGCCGCCGCAACAAGAAGAUCAAGCAUGUCAAGAUUGACAAGCGUGAGCCUAGCUCCAGCUCUGUCUACAGCGAUGCCAAGGUCGAGAAGACUGUUGAGAAGGCUGUCGAGAAGGCCGCUGCCAAGAUUGUUGAGAACCUGGAUGGAACCCACGGCCACAAGUCGCAUUCCCACCACACUCAUCAUCACCCCAAGCGAAGCGUCAAGUUCUACAACGGCUACCAGCGCGACUGCGAGGGCAAGGUCAAGAAGGCCUACGCUAUUGACGGCCGCUACGCUCACCCCCUGAGGAAGCUCUCCUACAACUCGCACCCCAACACUUGCCACAAGCACGACGGCCACUACCUCCGCUACCAGUAUGAGGACCUCAAGUCGUCCGUCUCUGGCAAGCUGAUUGGCGGUCACGACUACGACAAGCACGACAGGCACCACAAGUACGGCAAGUACUACAUCGAGCUCGUCAAGAAGGAGCAUCACAACGAGAUCAUCGUCUCUCUCGAUCUCAAGGACAACUACGAGUACACCGCCACCAAGGCCGCCGUCUUUGUCGGCUGCGACGGCGGACGUGACUCGUAUGACGGUCACAACAUCUGCCACCACAAGAGCUAUCCUUACCAGGCUAUCGAGGAGAAGGGCCUCAACGAGUUCUCGUUUGCCAUCAAGGACAAGUACCAGUGCCGUGGCGACUACUACAUCGGCAUCUUUGUCGAGCUUUGCGACAAGAACGGCGACUGCCACUCUUGCAGCAAGGGCCGAUACAACUACUAA